UAAAAAUCAUGUGAUUUCUUGUAAAGAGCAGGGAGGGAGAAGGAAAGUGAAAAAGGUUUUCAGCAGAAUAUAAAAGAACAUCUGAACAGCUGCAGUUCUCCAGUCAUCUUUAGGAGAGCGAAGAGAGAAUAAAAACUUUUUUGUGAAAGACAGUCGGUCCUCGGGCAGAUCUUCUGCAAAGACAAACUUAAACAAUCAGCACAAGUGUGAUGCUAAAGAGUCUGCUAGCACAAUGGAGGGGUGGAGACUUAAACGUGCAUCUGUGCCAAAUAUUGAGGGUGAGAAAGAAGAGGUUCGUACAUCAACAUCUGGGACCAACCUGAAGAUGCUUUUGGAGGAUCUGGGAUUGGAUCAGUUCUACAGGGAUAAGCUGUCACUCAGUAAAAUCCUUGAGAUCAAUGAGAAGACCAUCAAUGAUGAGCCUCCAAAGUGUAAAUCUGAUCUUUCAUGGCAUUUUCUCAAGAAACUGAAGAUGGUGAAUGUAACAGCUAGACAGAUAAGAUCAGUUUCUAUGUCUAACCAAGAUGAUGAAUUAGAACCUGGUGAGUUCAAUUUUGAUGAUUUGCUUGCCAGUCCAAAUAAGGAUGACUCUGUAAAUCCUCUUGAUAUAAUCACUGCUCUCUUCCUGUGUUCUGAUGGGUUUGUUCAUCAAGAAUUAGCUCUAAAAAUGUCCAUGUGUCAGUUCUCUGUUCCUCUGCUGCUUCCUAACUGUGAUACAAACCGGUGCACCCUCAUGCUGUGGGCCAUGAGAGACAUUGUUAAGAAGUACAGACCUUCAGAUCUUUCAGAAUCAAAAGGCUUCAUAGAAGAAAGAAUAGUUCUUUCUGAACUUCCAUUCGUCUCAUUUGUGAGACUGGGUGAGUGCUCUCUGUCCAAAUCAGAGAUGCUCAAUAAACUUUUAAACAACCCAGAUGACACCUUUGUUCACCGUGACAUGGAUGGUGGAGACAGUCCAAGAAGAAUAUCCAAUGGACUGACUGAAAUGACCUGGUACCUUCCCUGUGGAAACAAAAACAUGGACAUCUUCAGUGAACCAGUUGCUAUAGCUAACCUUCGUGGAGACAUUGCUUCAUUUGACACACAAUUCUCCUUUUUGUGUCAGACAUCUGCUGCAGUUUUUGUUUUCUUUGACCAGCUGGACUCUGAGUGUGAACUGCUGACAAACAAAAACCACAAAUCUCAAAUCUUCCUGGUGGGAAACCAACAGAGCAAAAACUUCAGAUUUGAUUUAGUUAAAAAACUGGCAACCAGUCUGGCCUUGACUCAAAACAACAUUCUAAUAAAGACAAAACAAACAAAUGGUGCAGAUUUUGUUAAACUACUGAGGAAAAGAGUUGGUGAUGUAAUUAAUAACUCACAGAGUAAAAUGUCUGUAGAGCAGAUGGCUGAUGUUGCUCAUGAACUGGGAAUCAGAGUUGAUGAAGAUUUUUCAAAGUGCCAAACUGGAAAGAUGAAAGCUGAUGAAAUCACUGCUGAGAUUAAAGACAUAAUGAAAUACAAAAAAGAUCAACUUCCGUUACAAGGUCAAAUAUGGAAGGAACUGACUUGCUUGGAAAAGGAAGAAUUUCGUCUUCGAAAAGUUGGUUCAGAAAACAUUGAAAAUUACAAAUGUAAACUUCAGAGCGAGAGAAAAAAACUGAGGAAAAAGCAAAAUGCUUAUGGGAUGUCCAGGGCAAUGACAAGCUUUAUUAGUGCAAUAUCCAGCCCACAUAGAGAAAGGUGUUAUUUUCUGAAAUGGAUGCAAAUAAACCUUGACAACUUGUCUCAAAUCAAAUUUUCUGACCUUAGGGAGCUUUACAAGGAAAAAUGCAAAGAUUCUGAAAACAAAGAAGAGAUCAAAGAAAUUGACAAACAACUUUCCAGCAGCUCACUGGGACUUGAGCACUUCUUCCGUGAAAUGGGUCAGAUCUAUGAAGCUUCUCUUUACCUUCCAGAAACAGAUCCAUCACGUCAGCAACUGCAACAUCUGCCCAAACUCUGUGCUCAGUUGUUGCUGGAUGGAUUUCCUCUUGAGCUUGUAGAUGGAGAUGCUUCCAACAUUCCUCUCAGAUGGGUGAGUGAUGUUCUCUCUCAGCUCAAUGACUUGGUGUCUCCAAAGAACAAGAUACGGGUCGUCACAGUUCUUGGAGUUCAGAGCACAGGGAAGUCCACUCUCCUUAACACCAUGUUUGGAGUCCAGUUUGCAGUCAGCAGUGGUCGAUGCACUAGAGGUGCCUUCAUGCUGCUCAUCAAAGUCAAUGAAGACUUCAAGAAAGUUCUCAACUGUGACUUCGUGAUGAUCAUCGACACUGAAGGCUUAAAGUCACCAGAGCUAGCACAGCUGGACAACAGCCAUGAGCAUGACAAUGAGCUGGCAACACUUGUUGUUGGUCUGAGUGACAUCACCAUUAUCAAUAUUGCAAUGCAGAAUUUAACAGAGAUGAAAGACAUCCUGCAGAUAGUGGUGCAUGCUUUCCUCAGGAUGAAGGAGGUCGGCAAAAAGCCUCAAUGUCAGUUUUUUCACCAGAACGUUUCUGAGGUUUCAGCUCAUGAGAAGAACCUGAGAGACAGGAAACUGCUGUUAGAACAGCUGAAUGAGAUGACCCAGGCUGCAGCUAAAAUGGAGAAAAGAGAAGAGAAAUACAAGAGCUUCACUGAUGUGAUGGAGUAUAAUCCAGACACUGGGAACUGCUACAUUCCUGGACUCUGGAAUGGAAACCCACCAAUGGCUCCAGUCAAUGCAGGAUACAGUGAGACUGUCUAUGAACUCAAGAAAAACAUCAUCCAACAGCUGGGAAAGUGUGGGUCAACUUCUAAUAACAUCAUCCAACAGCUGGGAAAGUAUGAGUCAACUUCUAAUAACAUCUUGGAGUUCAGUAAGUGGAUAACCAGCCUGUGGAACGCAAUAAAACAUGAAAACUUCAUCUUCAGCUUCAGAAACAGCCUGGUGGCUGAUGCUUACAUGAGGCUCUGCACAGAGUACAACAAAUGGGAGUGGGAGUUCAAAAAGGAAAUGUACACCUGGGUCACCAAUGCAGAGACAAGGAUAUCAAACUUUGGUACAGUUGCUGCAAAAUCUGAAAUAUCUGACAUGAAUGAAUUCAUAACCGAGUUGAAAAGUGAAGCAAUCACAGAGCUGACCAAGUGGGAGACAAAGAUCCUUGAAAACCUGAAGAAAUACUUUGAUCAGCCAGAAGGUCAUGUUUAUCUGGUUGAAGGAUACAGAGAGGAUUUCUCCAACAGCAUAAAGAGUCUUCGACGACAAACUGAAAGAUCAGUGUUCAACCAGAUCACAACAACAGCUGACAUUAAAGAGGGAUUGAAAGAACUCGACAAAAUCAGGGCCACUUAUACAGAAAAAAUUGAGAAAGCAGUUUGUGCUUUAAUUGAUAAAUGUCGUAAGAAAAAAGUUAAAAUGACUGACAGAGAGCUUGAUGAAAAUUUUGAUAAGAUGUGGACUGAAACACUGAGAACCUUGGCCUUCUCCGAACAGCAGACUUCAAAUAUCUUCACAAGUGUGUCCCAUCAGUUACAAACAAAUCUUUCUCCUAAGGGAAGCCAUGCAUGUGAACUGCUGAGUAAAAAAAACCUCAAAGACUGUGGACUGGAGCCUUUUACAUACAAACCUAAAGGACUGAGAGAAAAAAUCAAACACAAAGUAACAGGACUGUAUCAGUGGUUCAUGAAUGUCCCUACAAACCCCAGGCAAGAAACCGCUGACAGCAUUAUAUCCUUCUGCAAUGACUUUAUAAGUGAUAAAGUCAAGAGAAAAACUAAUUAUCAUGACACUUACAUCCAGGAGAUUCUUCACAUCAUUGAUGAGAAGCUGAGCAAUGCUAAGGUUGACACUGACAUAGAGUUUGAGGUGUCUCUGAAACAACACAUAUGUGGAUCUGCAGCCAGGACGUUUCAGAAAAUGCAUGAAGACUUUAUACAAGAAAAUGAUCCUUAUAAAUGUCUGCAGAAAAACAAAAACAAAUUUUGUGCAGAUUUCAAAGAUGUGUUCUAUAAACGAGACCAAUGCCAGAAGAAAGCUGAAGAAUUCACUAAUCAGUGUCUGAAACCUGCUGUGGAAGAUUUCAUCUAUCGUUCCUUGGGCCUCAACAUAAUCGAUGAAAUGCUGACAGGAGAAGAGUUCAGCACACGAAUGUCUUUUCAAUAUUCUGUUUUAAUGGAUCUUAUUUCAAGGAAUGAAUUUGAACGUUAUCUUUACUACAUCUGUUCCUAUGAAGAUUAUUUAAAAUCCCAGAUAUCUGACAGAAUAAAGAAGCAUUUUUCUGAUGGGUCUAUUCUAGGUGAAAUUGAAGACAGACAUCUCGAGUCGAGCAUUAGCAGCAUCAAUGGUGCCAUCAAAAAGACCACAGCAACUGACAGCCUGAAGACAUUUGUUGAAGAGAUUUGCAAAGAACUUGGUGACAAACUGGUGAUUUCCCAGAAUGCUCUUGGUGCCUUCCUGGUCCUAAACAAUGCUGAUCAGAAACAGUUCGCUCACUGGCUCACAGUGUCUGUGAAGGACAUGGCAGAAGCUCUGGGGACAGAUAUUCAGAACAGACCCUUUGAAACCAAACUCAGUCAUCUCCAUGUAAAACCCCAUGUUGAGCUUUUCAACAGAGUGAUUGGUUGUGGCCAGCAGUGUCCAUUCUGUGCCGUACCCUGUGAUGCAGGAGGAAAAUUACACACUGAACAUUUUGCUUCAUUGCAUCGUCCACAGGGCUUGGGUGAGCAUAGAUGGGAGGGAACAGAGCAGCUUAUGACUGACAUCUGCUCUUCUCUGGUUGUCAGUGAAAAGAUUUUCUGUUGCAGUGCCAUAAAGGAUGAAUGGCACCUUUACAAAAACUAUAAGGAAAUCUACCCACACUGGGACAUUCGUCCAGAUGUCAGCCUGGAGGCAUCAGACUACUGGAAAUAUGUGAUGGCCAAGUACAACCAGGAGUUUGCUAAAGCAUACAUGGCAAAACCAGCAGACAUUCCUCCUGCUUGGAACAAUAUCACAGAACAACAAGCAAAGGAAAGCCUUAAAGAGUCAUUUAACAUCAAGUGAGACUAGAGUUUUCUAGUCAGGCAUUUCUAUUCUUGAGAAGGUCCAUUAGGAUUCAAUUUUAUUUUAAAACAGAUAAAAAAAACUAUUUAAUAUUCUCAAAAGUUAGUGCUAACUUGUCGCGCAAAGUUUGUUCUUAAUUUUUUUUUUCACUUUUUUAUAAACAAUAAUAAAUACUUACUUCUAGUCUAUGUAGAAAAAAUAUAUUUCAUGUAUCUUACUCAAAGAUCUGUGUAUGUACUUUGGCUCUAUGAAGUUUUGAGCAUGUUUUUGCUUAAUACAUCCUUACUGAAAAUAGUGUCAAGUUGUAACAAUGUUUGGAUUUAUGAUUCUUUUACUUUGCUUCUUCAAUAUUUCUAUUAUGAUUUCUGUGACUAUGUAGUCUCUAGGACUGAUGUCUAUGAAGUGGUUAACAGAAAUGACCCCAUUAAUAAGCCUAGUGGCAUGUUUCCAUGGAGAUAUAUUAUAUUCAAAUCCCAGGUACAAAAUCGUUUAAUAUGUUCUAAAAUGAGACGUUAAAGAACUGUUAUUGUGAUGUAUUAGCAAAUAUUACUUUUGUAGUUUAUGCUUAAACUGUGUUCUGGGACCUUUGACAGAUGAAUUGGUUUUGUUAGAGAAAAGUUAAAAAGAUGAAGUUUGUUUUAUGGUCAACGAAAGUUUAAACUGUAAAGCAAUUUAAAGAUGUAUUCAUUUUUAAAGUGGUUAAACAACUUGAAUAUGUAAACUUAACAUGCUAUAUUAUUUUUUGAUCAUAGUAAUGUUAAAAGUAUACAUUAAAUAUUUGUUUUCCUUCAAGAGGAGUUCCAUUAAUUUAUUCUAACUACAUUUCAAUUCGGUACAACUGCUGUGCUAAAAUUAUUCAUCACAAUAAUUGUGUUAAAGGAACACAUUAAUACAUCUGGUUUCAGAGUGUAAAAAAAACUUUUUUUUACAUAUUUAAAAAAAAUACAGCAAAUACAAUUGGUCCUUCUUUUCUCAUUUUACCUGAUUUAACAACUAGUAAAUCAAGUAGAGUGUUUUUCUUGAUUAACUUGACACCAUAAAUCAAGUCAAGCAUUUGACUUGAUUUACAGUGUAGAUAUACUAUACUAGUAUUGAUCCUAGUAUAGCAGGUGGCGACAUUUCUGCUCUGGGAAACGACCAAACUAUCAGAGAAAUGCAAUGACUUGGAGUUGAGGAUGAGGCGCAACAAUAUAAGAAUCCAUGGCAUUCCUGAGGGUGUAGAAAAAACAACACCAUUAGCUUCAUAGCACAAUUUAUUAAAUCCCAGAUUCAAAUCACAGACAGGAUGGAAUUGUGUAUUGAAAGAGCACAUUGCUCACUGGUGAAUAAACCACGCUCCCCCCGAAAGCGAUCAUCGUACGCUUCUUUUAUUAUAAGAUGAAGGAACAUGGGAUAAAACAGGCCUGGAAACAGAAGAUCUGCUAUGAAGGACAGACUGUUUAUUUCAACCAAGACUACACAACGGGGGUCCAAAAGAAAAGGAAGCAGGUGAGGGAAGACAUCAAACAACAGAAGGAGAGGAAUGUGAAGGAACAGUCCUCCUUUCCGGCCCAACGCAAAUGCUGGGGCUCUUGGAAGACUUUUGUUCAUGUUCCAGUCAUUGUGUUGGGGUCCCUGUCCCAAUAUGUGUGUUUAUGUUUCGUUUUUGUUUACAUUUAUUACUGAAAUUGUCAUAUCUCCUAUUUGUCCUAUAAACCUUACAUAUCUUCCUUCUUUAUCCUUUACCUCUUUUUCAACUUCAAACAAUAUCCCUUAUUGGAUUAAAAUAGCUACCCCCUCCUUUUUCCAAAUGAGGCAUAAAAUGGGUGACUUACCGAUUCCCUUUUCCGGUUUUUGUGUUUGUUCUCCAUUAGGUGAGUCUCUGGUAGAUUUUUUAGUUGAGUCAAAAUCUUCUUUUGUUUAAUAGGAUGGUUCAGACCAUGAAUAUUGUAAGAUACUGUAUCUAGCCCACUCAUAUUACUACCAUAUCUGGAGCUGUACGUGACACCUCUUUGAAAAGAAAAGUAUGUUACACAAGACAUAGCCUCAACUGAAAAGGAGAAAUUUGAAAAUAAGUGUGCACGAUCCAAUCAUCUUAAAGGAGACUUGGAAUUAAUUGUCAGUUUUACUUUGGGAGCGUAAAAGGAAGGCUGAGGAAAAAUAGUGCUGAAAUUGAUGAGACAUCUUCAGUGAGACCCAGAGAAACUGUGUUGCUAACCAUUGAUGAGUCUGUACCUCGUCUUGGCUAGGUAUUUUUACUUUUGUUGGAUUGGACUUCUGGAUUGUCUACGGCUGGAGAUGGUGAGCCUGUGUCCAGAAAAGAACUACCGAUCCAUCAAAGAACUUCCAUCUUCUCUCCAGCAUGAACAUUGUAGUGGUAAUAAUGAAAAAAGGAGCUGAACUCAAAAACACAAUUUGACUCGAUGAAUGACUAAAAGAAUAAAUGAAACAUUGAGCUCAAUAGGUCUGGGGUUUAAUUUUUGAUAUGUCGGCUUGUUAUUAUUAUAAUUGCUUUUAUUAUUGUUAUUGUGCUUGCUAAAUGUGAGUAGCCCAGCUCAUAGCAUAACCGCUAACAUGUCUCCACAUGAUUUAAACCCUCCAGGAGUGCAGCGCAUGGUAGUUGAGCACAUUGUGAAAAGGAAAGAUUAUGCAGUGCAACAGUUCUCACAAAAACUAAGUUUUUUUCUGGUAAAAUCCCACAGCCAGCGUAUGAGCCAGAUUAUACUUGACAUUCCAGUGUAGAACUACUCAUGAGUGACUCUUCCAUUUCCAAAGUGCAACAAUCUCGAAAGAUCCUUCAGUCUAUCUUACCCCCAGCUGCUGAAGCAAUUAAGCACUUGAACUUGAAUUCGCUCUCCCUCAGAAUAUCUUAAGUUGUUAGACUCUGCUAAUGGCGGAGAACUGUAUGCUCAGUUUCUUGACAGGUUCCAAAAUACAGGUGAUGAACUGUCUUACUUGCAACUAGUUUAAGUAGCCUUAGCUCACACUGUAAAAUGGGGUGGUGCCUCAAGCAGUGACUUUGAUAGACUUCUCAUCACCCAGUUCUGUCCAGGGUGUUGGGAUGAUCCCCUUUUAACUACAUUCCAGUUAAAACAAAAGUGGGAAAAUCCACCAAAUUUUCCUGAUCUGCUUCUCUUACUGUGAGCUGAAAAAGACCAAGAUGCCACCAAAAAGAUGCGAAUGAGACAUUUGAGCAGUACAAAACAAAAGGUUAUGUCCCACCUUCAAACCGUAAAAGACUGAUCAGAUGAGAAUGAUAGCACAGCUACCUUAAGUUCAAUUCAAGAGAGAACUCUCAAAACAAAUUACCGAAAUCCACUGUCAACUAGUAAAAUUGACUCCAAAAAACACACAAUGAAACAAGUGCACUCAAAAGAGAAACUAAAGCUGAUAAAGUGACCAGGGAACCCUCAGGACAAAAAGUUAGAAAAGUGAGAAUCCCUCAGCUGCUAAAAAACAUUUAAACUAAAAUCCAUCUCUAUUGCAGGGCAAAUAGGAGCUGCAGGUAGUCAGUCAUGCACAGCUGUUGUAAUAUUUCAGAUGUCAAUGUGAAUUUUCUUCUUGACUCAUGUUCACACGUGACCACUGUCACUGAGUUAUUCUACAAAUAAAACCUUCCAGAUCAAGUUGGAGCAAACGCGCUCAAUGUCCUGUAUGGGACGUUUUUACAUGUUAAGACCCCUGAUUACUUACCUGGUCUUUGUCGUUAUAGGGUGCUGUUGAAAAGUCUCAAACUAAGAUACACACCAAACAGAGAUGGAAAAUUUGGAUUAGUUACCAGCUGUGGUACCCUGCCAAUAGAGGGAUCUGCUAAUGUUCACUGUACUGUAUCUGACUGAUACUAUUACAUAUUAAGUAAAGUAUCAUCCAAGCUCAACAUCCUAAGCAAAUAAUCAAACCAUAAAAGUCUACUAAAAGCACAAAAAGAAACUUAAUUGAUCAUAGAAAAAUAUUCUGUACCGUUUUGGCCUCAGGAGAGGAUUUAAUGCUAGGGUACUGAAUAUUUAAAUAUGUGGUUUCAACUAUUUGUAGGUGAGAUGUGAGACUGAAAUAACAGAAUGUUUACCUAGUCAAGGGGUUGGUUUGUAUGUUUUUAGGUGAAUUUAUCUAGAAUAGUUCUGCUAUCAGUUGUACAGACCCAUCAUAUCAAUUUGAACUUGCUUUAAUUAUAAAACCCUACAGGAAAUUAUAAGUCAAAUAAGCUCCAGUUCCUGCUGUCUGGAU
Molecule: messenger RNA, 9223 nt
Organism: Xiphophorus maculatus (southern platyfish)
Lineage: Eukaryota; Metazoa; Chordata; Actinopteri; Cyprinodontiformes; Poeciliidae
Product: up-regulator of cell proliferation-like
Exons: 4
Coding region: 233-5020 (1595 amino acids)
Molecular function (GO): GTP binding
Source: RefSeq, a predicted model, not a curated record